AUGGCUGGCAGGCCAGGAUUCAUAAGUAGCUCUCACUUCGUUGACAACUGGCAUGAAGAAUUUGGAGCCCACUGUACUGAUUAUGUCCAACUGGCCUUUAUCACUUCUUGUCUCUUUAUUUUUGUGGGAGGUAUAUUUAUCAUCUUAAUGGUCAGAGUAAUCCGCUAUAUAUUGCAUAGGUGCUUCUUUAGAUAUACCAUUCAAUUUCAGGUAAGCAUGAAAUUGCUGAAUUUCUGGAAAGGAAAAUUUCAGGACAAGGUGGUAAUGAUGAUUUCAGCUCAGACGUCUAUAGGCCGUAUUCUGGUAAUACUGGUGUUCCUAUUUAGUAUUGGAUCACUCAUCCUUUACUUCAUCAACUGUUACAGUGUUAAAGAGUUUUGUCUCACCUUUGAAGACCGGACAAUUUUGAUCGAUCUAUUCUUUAAUUUAUUUUUUCUUCUGCAUUUUGGAUUGCGGUUUUUGGCAGCAAGUGACAAGCUAGCAUUCUGGUUGGAGCUUAAUUCCAUUGUGGAUUUCUUCACAAUAACUCCAGUCUGUACAGCCUUCUAUCUAGGAAAAAAUUGGCUUGGUUUACGCUUCUUAAAAGCAUUGAGAUUGAUGGAACUUCCCAAAAUUUUGCAGUUUCUCCAAAUCACCACUAGUGGUACUGCAAUCAAGCUGUCCAAACUGCUAGCUGUAUUUGUCAGUACCUGGCUCACGGCUGCAGGAUUUCUUCACUGGAUGGAGAAUACUGGAGAUCCCUGGGUACAUAACGGCAAUCAUCAAACCUUGACUUACUUCGAAUGCUUAUAUUUGAUCAUGGUAACUAUGUCUACAGUUGGAUAUGGAGAUAUCGUGGUCCAAACCACCAUAGGACGUGUGUUCGUACUUUUCUUCAUUGUUGGUGGUCUGGUCAUCUUUGCAAAUUUGCUGCCUGAGAUAGCAGACAUUGUUGGAAGCAGAAAAGUCUACAUGGGUUCCUAUGUAUAUGUGAAAGGCAGAAAGUUUAUUGUUGUUUGUGGCAAUAUCACUCUGAGCAGUGUGACUGCUUUCUUAAGUGACUUCCUAACUCAGCACAAAGGAAACAUAGCCAGUGAGAUAGUCUUUCUGGGAGAAAAUCCUCCCUCUCUGGAACUAGAAACUAUAUUCAGAUGUUAUGCUGCAUAUACCAGUUUUUUCUGUGGUUCUGUCAUGAAUAGUAAGGAUCUUCAGAGAGUUAAUAUGGGUAAUGCUGAAGCAUGCCUCAUUUUAGCUGAUAUAUGUUCUAUUGAUCCUUAUACAGAGGAUAUUUCCAAUGUCAUGAGGGUACUGUCUAUCAAAAAUCAUUUUCCAAACACCAGAGUUAUAAUACAAAUCAUCCAGUCUUCUAACAAGGUUUACUUGCCAAAACUGCCUGGAUGGGAUUGGAGAAAAGGUGAUAGUAUCAUCUGCUUUGCUGAACUCAAGCUUGGAUUAAUAGCUCAGAGUUGUGUGGUGCCAGGUUUGUCCAUGUUGUUGACCAGUUUGUUCAUUAGAGAAGAUAUCCAGCGUAUGGAUGUUUGGAUUAAGCGCCAUCAUGAAAUAGAAGGCCAAGGCUAUAAAGUGAUGACUCAGCUUCUUUCCAAUGAUUUUGCUGGCAUGUCCUUCAAAGACGCUUGUCGACUGUGCUUUCUGAAGCUGGAUCUCAUACUUCUUGCUAUUGAUUUUCGAUCUGGAAAACAAGGAAACAGCAUCCUGAUCAACCCACCUUCUGCAAUUAAACUCCAUUACAACACAAUGGGCUUUUUCAUUGCUGCCUCUGUCCAGGAACUGAAAAGAGCUUAUUAUUACUGUACACAAUGCCACAGUGGGAUCACCAAUCCUGAGCUCAUUGUGAAGUGUCAUUGCAAAAGAAAAAGUGUGAAAAAACCAAUCCCAGAUUCUGAAAACACAUCAAGCACGCAUGGUAAUUUGAGACGUCCAAAUGAAGUUAUAGUACAUUCACGAUCCCUUGGGAUUCUCUCCAUCUUGGAUUUUUUCCCCAGGCCUGUGUAUGGCUCUAAGACCAUUAUCAAGUUCGCAGGCAAUACUAUGGUGAUCAGACUCAACAACGAUGAUGAUGAUGAUUCAGAGUACAGGGAGGAGGUGGAGUGCCUAGCUACAUGGUGCGCUGACAAUAACUUAUUACUUAAUACUAACAAGACCAAAGAGCUCAUUGUGGACUUCAGGAAAAAGAAUGGUCACACACACUCUCCUAUAUACAUCAACGGGAGAAUGGUAGAACGUGUUACCAGCUUCAAGUUCCUGGGGAUCCAUCUCUCUGAGGACUUGUCCUGGCUGAUCAACACCACUAGUCUGAUUAAGAAAGCUCACCAGCGCCUCUUCUUCCUGAGAUUACUGAGGAAGAAUCACCUCUCCUCAGCUAUUCUGACUAAUUUCUACUGCUGCACAUUCGAGAGCAUCUUAACUAGCUAUAUCUCAGUUUGGUAUGGAAAUUGCACUAUAAAAGAAAAAAAGACAUUACAGAGGGUGGUGAAAACCACCCAGCACAUUAUAGGGAUUCCACUUCCUGCCAUUGUGGACAUUCAGAGGAAACGAUGUCUGCGUAAAGCCCACAGCAUCAUUAAAGACCUCUUCCAUCCAGCCCACAAACUGUUUACUCUUCUUCCAUCUGGGAGGAGACGUUCAGAAGAAGGAGAAGAAGAAGAAAAAGAAAUAGCUAGUUGUUGCUCAUUGGAUACUACAGGAAUGUUUCAUUGGUGUGAAGCUGUUCCUUUUGAAAUGGCACUCUUGAAACCCAAAAAGAAGUUUUUUAAUGACUUGCGUGAUCAUAUUGUAGUCUGUGUUUUUGGAGAUGCCACUUCAACCAUGAUUGGAUUACGGAACUUUGUAAUGCCACUGCGAGCUAGCAACUUUGCAUUCAGUGAGUUGAAGGACAUUGUCUUUGUUGGCUGCACUGAAUACCUUGAGCGGGAAUGGGAAUUCAUCCACAAUUUUCCCAAACUUCACUUACUGAAGGGCACUGGAUUAUCUUGUUCAGAUCUCAAGGCAGCUGGCAUCCAGUACUGCAGCAUGUGUGCCAUUCUGUCAGCCAAUCCCAGUGAUGUCAGUGAUCAAACACUAGUGGAUACCAAAUCUAUCUUGGCUACCCUGAAUAUACGUUUCUUGCAGUUCAAGCAAACUUCAUUGACAGCCCAAGGCCGAGAUGGGGAAACCAAUCAAGCCCCAAGAGUUUUUUCCAAACGGAUCUCUGUCAUCACCGAGCUUAAGGUAGCUGCAAAUGCACAGUUCUUUCAGCAGAGUCAAAUGGAAAACUCUGACAAGUCAGACCAUAACUUAUCCAAAGGGGCACUGUUUUCAGACAGCUUUUUGGAUUCUCUGUUGUGCACAACCUACAAUAAUUACCAUGUGCUGGCUUUGCUUCAGACACUGGUGACAGGUGGGACCAGCCCAGAUCUUGAAGAAUAUUUGGCAGACGGGACUUCACUGAUUGGCAGUAAUAGCAAUAUGAUGUCCUGGGGAGCUAGAAACAGAUGCAAACUGGCUCUUUUAACAUUAAUAGACGAUCCACAAUUAAUAGAAGGGCUGCUGUUCUUCUUUCACGAUGUGUUCACUAAAGCCCUUGAUAUGUAUGGAAUUCUUUGCUUCGGUAUCUAUCGCCUGAAACCUAACCCCAAUCCAUAUGAAAUCAGGAAAGUAUAGUUUGUGAUUGCUCGACCACCCACUAAUUUUGAGGUCCUUGCUUCUGAUCAAUUCUUUUGCCUAGUUCCAUAUAACAUUUUAUCCAAAGACCUAACAAACGUAGUGAAGUCUAUUCCAGCAAAACGUCAAAGGACUACCUUUCAGAAGAAAGAUAAAAUACUCUUGCCCCACACCCUUGAUUUUUGUCAACAUUUCAUCUUAACAACUCAACUUGUUUAA
This is a messenger RNA of Pseudonaja textilis, 3858 nucleotides long. NCBI's taxonomy places the organism in Eukaryota, Metazoa, Chordata, Lepidosauria, Squamata, Elapidae. The record is from RefSeq and is a predicted model, not a curated record.